AUGGCCGACCGCUUCCCCUCGCUCGAGGAUUUCGAUUCCGGAGCGCAAACCGACAUCAAGGACCCUUCGGCCGAGCCAUCCGCAGACGACUUCCUUGCCCGCGAAAAGGCCGUUCUGGGCGACGAUGCGCAGCAAUUCGUGACGAGCGACGAUGUUGCAGCGCUCGGCGAGCCUAGCGAUGACCUCCUCGCUCAGGGAGAUGCCGCCCAAUCCACAUUCGAGUCUCAGUUUCCUGAUCUUGCCAGCCCGUCUGCCGGCACCGUGGGCGCUCCCGGCGCUACGUCCAUUACAGGACCAUCCGUGAGCUACAACUCGGGCUACCAAGCACACGCGGAGGAUGAGGAAGAGCCCGAGGUCAUCAAGGAAUGGAGGGAGCGACGGGAUGCGCAGAUCGCCAAGAGAGCCGAGCAGUUUGCCGCGCAACGAGAAGAGACGAUCAAGGAAGCGCAGCAAAACAUCGACGACUUCUACGAAAACUACAACUCUAAGAAAGAGAAGGGCAUUGCGCAGACACGCAAGGACGCAGAGCAGUUCUUGGCCAACCAAGACGAUACGGUGUCCGGAGGAACGAGCUGGGAUCGCAUUGCCAAGCUCGUUGAUGUCAGCGGCAAAGGCACCCGAGGCGGUGCGGCCGGUUCUGGAAAGGAACGCUUCCGCGAGAUGCUGACUAGUCUGCGCAAGGACGAGAAGGCUCCUGGUGCCACGGGCUAUUAA
Molecule: messenger RNA, 714 nt
Organism: Purpureocillium lilacinum
Lineage: Eukaryota; Fungi; Ascomycota; Sordariomycetes; Hypocreales; Ophiocordycipitaceae
Biological process (GO): intracellular protein transport; clathrin-dependent endocytosis
Cellular component (GO): clathrin coat of trans-Golgi network vesicle; clathrin coat of coated pit; plasma membrane
Molecular function (GO): clathrin heavy chain binding; structural molecule activity
Source: RefSeq, a predicted model, not a curated record